AUGUCGACGUCACCGAUGAAGAUCACUAAAGAUGCUGCAAGCAAUGGGGAUGAUAGAUCAAAAGGCGAACUGGUCGAGCUCCCACUUACAUCUUACACUCCAGAGGAAGAGAAGGCCGUCUUGCGCAAAAUUGACAUGGUCAUCUUGCCAUUUAUGUGCUUUGUCUUCUUCCUGCAGUAUCUCGACAAGCAAAGUCUGAGCUAUGCGGGUGUCUUUGGUCUCAUUGAGGACCUCAAUUUGACCAGCUCCCAGUACUCCUGGUCGAGCUCGAUCUUCUAUGUGGGGCAACUGGUGUCUGAAUACCCCUUCAUCUAUCUAAUGAGUCGACUUCCAUUGGCAAAGUUUGUGGGCGCUACCGUAAUCAUCUGGGGCAUCAUCUGCAUGUGCCUAGCAGCACCGAAUAACUUUGCUGGAUUCGCCACGGUGCGGUUUCUGCUGGGGUUCAGUGAAGGCGCCGUCUCACCCGCUUUUGUCACCAUCACUAGUAUCUGGUACCGGAAGCAAGAACACAAUCUUCGCACAGCGUUGUGGAUCUCAAUGAACGGUCUAGCACAGGUACUAGGUUGCUUUCUGAUGUAUGGCAUUGGCAAGAGUUCAUCCCUCACAAUUGCUCCCUGGCGGGUGCUAUUCAUCAUUUGCGGUGCGAUAACCGUUGCGGCCGGCGUUGCAUUCUUUUUCCUGAUGCCCAAUGGACCCAAGGAUGCGUGGUUCUUGAAUGCUCGGGAAAGAGAGGUCUUAUCACUCCGGAUGGCACAAGACAGGGAUGGCGGCGACAAGACGUCUUUCUCUUUCGCCCAGCUCAAGGAGACACUCAUGGAUCCUAAAGCGUGGAUAAUCUUCUGGUUUGGUGUCUUGGUCUGCAUGCAAUCGCCCGUUUUGACCUUCGCAUCACUUGUCAUCAAGUCAAUCGGUUACACUAAACUCGAGACAAUGCUUUACACGGCUCCAUCUGGAGCUGUGCAGAUUGUCUUGCUGUGGAUAGGAGCAGGGUUGGUGUAUAUCUUUCCAAACCAGCGAACAUUGGUUGUCCUCGUUCUUAUCAUUCCCCCACUCAUUGGAACUGUUUUCCUUUUAAAGUUGGAUGUUGCUGCUCAAUGGGGCCUGAUUGUUGCAUCAUGGCUGGCUUCCUGUAUCACCGCAUCGAUGACGAUUCUCCUUUCGCUCGCAGCAUCAAAUUUCAAAGGAAACACCAAGCGCGCCGUUGUCAACGGUAUGUUUUUCAUUGGUUAUUGUGCUGGCUGUAUUGCCUCGCCUCAGCUUUGGACUCAUAGCCCUCGUUACACGGAAGGGGUUAUCACGUCGAUUGUGACUUGGUGUCUUCUCUUCGCGGUGGUCAUUCUAUUUCGCUUCUUGUGCACGUGGGAUAAUGAGCAGCGCGAAAAGCAAGCGGCGAACCUCGAGUCCUUCGACGUCAAUCACCAUAUUGAACUCGAUGAGAAUGGCUUGCCGCAAACGGAUUUGACGGAUAGACAAGAUCGGCAUUUCCGAUAUGUUUGGUAG
Messenger RNA from Penicillium salamii, 1500 nucleotides. The record is from the annotation of a GenBank genome assembly. Lineage: Eukaryota; Fungi; Ascomycota; Eurotiomycetes; Eurotiales; Aspergillaceae.